AUGUCUCCAACUCUACUCCCUUCUGGGCAUGGCGAUGAAGACGCCAACAACGCUGACUAUUUUGCCAGAGCCUUUGAAGGCCAGCAGCAACCCGAGGUGAAGGAGCAAGAUGCCACUCCCAAACCAUUUACCGACGCCUGGAGGUUUACUCCCUCCCUCAUGGAUCCUAAUUCUUAUGCCUUCUCUGCUUUUGCCAACCAACCUCCGGGAUACUAUACUCCCACCCCCGGUGGCUUUGGCACUCUCUACCACCCUCAAGCGGGCGACCUUCACACGCCCGGUAUGGGAAUGAACACUCCUCUAUCUCUCCCCCAUUCUAUCCACGGGCUCCACGCCCAGGAGCAGUUGAUGCACCUCCAGCACUUCAACCCCCAUCUUCUCCAUCAACCACAUCCCUUCCAGGAGCCGUUCCAUCCUCAGCAACCUCCUCUUCAUGUCCCGACCCAACAACCACAAACAUUCGCCCCGCAGCAGUUCCUGCAACAUCAGGACUCUGGAUAUGUGGCCAUGGAUGACACUCCCCACAAGACGACCCCGACACAGGCCGAAGUAGGUAUGGAGCAGCAAAGCAUGAAUCAACCAAUGCGACAGUCGAUGUCCGGGAGCGUUGCUUUGACGGGCCUACCGUUGGGGGAAAAGUCAGUAUCGACCAGCUUCGUUCAGGCACUCUCUAACCUCGAUGUCAGGUUUCGAUUUCACACGACAUUGAAUGCUCCGACAGCCAUGGUCCGGCACGCAGAUGAAAUUCCCAUCACGUACCUGAACAAAGGUCAAGCUUACACCAUGUCAAUCUGGGACACCACUCCUCCCAUCCCACACAACGCUCCUCUCCAGUAUCGUACUUAUGUCCGUGUUUCCUUUGAAGACGAACAGCAAAGAGCGCGACCUGGAGCCUGUUGGCAGCUCUGGAAGGAGGGCCGUGGGUCGAACGAAGCCCAUCAGCGAGGUGGCAGACUCCUGGCUGUGGAAUACGUUGACCAAAAUCCAGGCGGGGAUGACGUGUUGCGGAGACCUCAAAUCCAGCUCGAGAAAGCCUCGUUUGAUGGGUUCGCAGUGACUUGGUCCCCCAAUGCCGCCAACGGGGGCCCGGACUGCUCCCUAUCAUUACGCUUCAAUUUCUUGUCAACAGACUUUAGCCAUUCCAAAGGGGUCAAAGGCAUACCAGUUCGACUUUGUGCCAAAACCGAGCUGCUUACCGCGCAGACAUCCACCCACAACGAGCCUGAGGUGUGCUAUUCCAAGGUCAAACUUUUCCGUGACCAUGGUGCAGAACGUAAACUGUCAAAUGAUGUCGCACAUGUGAAGAAAACAAUCGACAAGCUCAAACAACAGAUUGCUCAAGCCGAAGCUGGUUUAGGAGGCGCCGGAAAAAGGAGGAGGAGCAGCUCAAUGGCAAAAGCCUCAGCGUCCAAGCCCGGAAAAGUAGUGAAACACAAGCGGACUUGGUCCGUUGACUCUGAAGCGGAGGGUGUCAAGUUUUCGGCCGAGGCGGAUCUCCAAAUGAAGCUGGCCAGCAUGCAAGACAUGUUCUCUUCGACAAGACCCGUCAGUAUUUUGUUUUUGCGCGGUGAGCCAGAAGAUGAUCCGGAUCUUCACCCAGUCAAGCUUCCCGGAGACGACCCUGAAGGCAAGGAAAUCGUGCGCACCACUACGUGGGAGUCGAGACAGAGUGCGUCCGACUCCCCUACUUCAAAUGCCGGCUCGCCGUCUUCGAGCUCCGCUUCGCAGAUCACCCCAAAGAGAAAAUUCUCCGACCUGCAACAAACUGCCAUUCUGGAGGAGGGAGAAAGCGAAAACGACAAUGACCACGCCGGAGGUGUCUCCGGAUCGAGACCGGUGAAAAUUACCAAGACGGAAGCGGAGUCUGUCGUUAGACCGGGCGUUUUUGCGGUUGAUGUGGACAGCAGCUAUCGGCCUCCUGUUGAAAGGCCCAUUCGUCCAGUUGCAUGCUUCUACGUGCGCCAAAAAGAUGCGGCGAAGGAAUACUACCGCGCUGUCUACUUGAUGCAACGGACCGUGAAGGACCUGAUCAACAACAUCGCAACGAAAUUCCAAAUCGACCCUCACAGAGUUACCCAGGUCACGCAUGUCAAUUCUCGCGGCCUUCACAUCAUAGUAGACGAGGAUGUCGUAAGAGAACUCCCGGAAGGUCAAGAUAUGAUUGUGGAGUUCACACCGCUCGAAACCGACCAACCGGUCAAUCAUGAAUUCAUCUCGCUCGCGGCUACGGAAGUGACGGUCGACAGCGAACUACCACCUACGGAGUCAUUCAUUUCGGAUCCGUUAGAGAUGUGGUUAAAUUAUUGA
This is a messenger RNA of Cladophialophora bantiana CBS 173.52, 2307 nucleotides long. RefSeq lists its product as uncharacterized. Gene Ontology annotation, biological process: regulation of transcription by RNA polymerase II. The coding region runs from base 1 to 2307 and encodes 768 amino acids. The transcript is spliced from 2 exons. The record is from RefSeq and is a predicted model, not a curated record. NCBI's taxonomy places the organism in Eukaryota, Fungi, Ascomycota, Eurotiomycetes, Chaetothyriales, Herpotrichiellaceae. Gene Ontology annotation, cellular component: nucleus. Gene Ontology annotation, molecular function: RNA polymerase II cis-regulatory region sequence-specific DNA binding; DNA-binding transcription activator activity, RNA polymerase II-specific.